CUUUUUCGUCAGUGUUCAUUCAAACCUCACAUGCGUGUCUCAAAACGCGAUGCUAAAAAUCCCAAAAAUAAUUAAAAAGGAAAAUAAAAGCCAUCAUCUUGGAGAUAAAAUUUGUGGGCGAUUGCCUGAAUUCUUCCCGGCAUUCUACGGAUCUUGAAAUAGCUGGAUUUUUUAUUGGGAAAUCUAAAAACCAAAGAAAAAACAAAAUUUUAUGUAUGAAAAUAAAAACCUUCGGGAAAUAAGACGCUAAUUAUUUUGGAUUUGUGGCUCAAAGAUUGAUUCUUUUCAGUUGGACAUUCUUGGAUCUUCAUCUCAGAUUUGAAUACUUCUUUGAGAUUAUGAGCCUGUGGGAGAUUUGAUUGGCCAUUGAGAUGGAAAAGAGGAAAUGGUUAUGGAAGAAGAGAUCUUCUGAGAAGAGCCCGGGUGAAAGUGAAAGCUCGGGUUCAAUAUCUUCACAUUCAGAGAGAUACUCUGAUGAGCAGCAGCAGGAUGCAUUGAAGGAUUCUCCAAAUCAUAACACACAAUCACCGGAAGUCACGUCGAAAGCUGCGAUUGUUGAAAACGAAGUCGAGAAAAAUGUGAGAAAUCUGACUGAGAAAUUAUCAGCUGCACUCGUCAAUGUUGGCGCCAAAGAAGACUUGGUUAAGCAGCAUGCCAAAGUUGCUGAAGAAGCUGUGGCUGGCUGGGAAAGGGCAGAGAAUGAAGUUGUUGCAUUGAAGCAGCAGCUGGAGGCCGCAAUUCAGCAGAAUCUGAACCUGGAAGUUCGAUCCAGUCAUCUAGAUGGUGCCCUCAAGGAAUGUGUAAGACAACUGAGACAAGCAAGGGAGACUACGGUGGAGAAAACCAGCGAGUGGGAAUCUGCAAAAUCUGAGCUCGAGAACCAAAUUAUUGAGCUCCGGACCCAAGCAGAACCUUCCAAAACUGAUCAUUCUGCUUGUAUUGAUGCUAAUAUUCUCCUUAGGCUUAAGGGUAUGGAGAAAGAGAACUCAUCUUUUCAGCAGGAACUCAUUUCUCUGUCGAAGGAGCUAGAGAUUCGGACCAUUGAGAGGGAUUUAAGCACUCGAGCAGCAGAAACUGCUAGCAAGCUGCAGUUAGAGAAUAUAAAGAAAGUUGCUAAGCUUGAAGCUGAGUGUCGAAGGCUGCAAUCAUUGGCUCGCAAAUCACCCUCUUUCAAUGAUCAGAAGUCCAUUAUGGCUUCUUCUUUCUCUGUUGAAUCUCUCACUGAUAGUCACUCAGAUAGUGGGGAACGGCUGAGUGCUUUAGAAGUUGAUAAUCGCAAGGUGAAUUAUGUGGAGGUGGAGUUGAAUGGACAUGAAAAGAGUGGCUCCUAUUCAUGGGCCUCGGCCUUAAUAGCAGAGCUUGAUCAAUUUAAGAACGAAAAGUCCAUGCCUAAAAGUCUUGCCGCCUGUUCUGUUGAAAUUGAUAUGAUGGAUGAUUUUCUGGAGAUGGAGCGCCUUGCCGCAUUACCAGAAAUAAAGAAUGGCACUUCAAGUGUUGAUACUGCCAGAGAAUCCACUUCGACUGAGAAAUCAUUGAGUGAUGAGCUUGAAAGAAUGACUUGCCGGGUAGCUCAACUAGAGGAAGAGUUAGAGACGAUAAAAACAGAGAAAUCGAAAUUGGAGAAUGCUUUAGAUGAGACUCGAGAUUCACUCAAUAAAUCUGAAGCUCAACUGGCAGCAUCUGAAUUGAAAAUUGAAGAGUUACAAAGGGGGCUGGGUAUUGUUAAUGAAGCAAAGGAGUUGCUUGAAUUUCAAUUAAUUGGUAUGGAAGUCGAAGCACGGACCAUGUCAGCGACUAUCGAUUCCCUAAAAGCAGAAAUGGAAAUUGAACGAAAUUCGUCAACGGAAAUGAAACUGAAGUAUCAGGAAUUGGAGAAUGAACUAAAUAGAAAAAACCAUGAGACAGAGAUUCAGCAUAAUACAGCCCCCAAUGGUGAAUUGAAACUAAAGCAGGAGGACCUAGCUGUAGCUGCUGAUAAGCUCGCAGAAUGCCAGAAAACAAUUGCUUCUCUCGGAAGACAGCUUCAAUCUUUGGCAACAUUGGAAGACUUCUUGAUAGACACUGCAAACCUACCCGGAUUUUCUAGAGGACCACUGAGUUCUGGUACCAAUGGAUAUUUAUGGAGGACGCACUCCAACGACACGUUUGUUCCAAAAUGUGAUUCAGAUCCUGUAAAAACAUUGUGAGAGAAUUCUACUCCUUUGAUCAAUGGGAACUAUGAGGAAUCACCAGCAUCUCCACCGGGUAAUCUCACUAGUGGCGGGAAGGCUAGAAAUGGUUUUGUUAAAUUUCUCUCGAACGAGGAGUGGGAUUGACCCCGAGAAUCAUCAUGGAUAGCGAGAGCAGAGUACUUUUCUCUAUGUAGGACACAAAAAUUGGUUUUAGAGAUGCCUAUUAAAUUCUGUUUGAUUGGUAUUUGUAUUUCUUAAAUGGAUGUUGUUGUCUUGAAAUAUUGUAAUCCCAACAGCUUCUUUUCGAAAAUGUAUGUCAAAAUUAGUUGGGACAUGCACUUAUACAUGGGAAGUUUGUACUGAUCAAGACAUGGUACUUCGUUGUAAAAAAGAUCCAAAAGCCAUCAAAACCUAUCUUAUUUUCA
Messenger RNA from Olea europaea var. sylvestris, 2596 nucleotides. RefSeq names its product filament-like plant protein. The record is from RefSeq and is a predicted model, not a curated record. The transcript has 5 exons. The coding region runs from base 372 to 2186 and encodes 604 amino acids. Lineage: Eukaryota; Viridiplantae; Streptophyta; Magnoliopsida; Lamiales; Oleaceae.